This is a messenger RNA of Closterium sp. Naga37s-1, 3681 nucleotides long. The record is from the annotation of a GenBank genome assembly. Lineage: Eukaryota; Viridiplantae; Streptophyta; Zygnematophyceae; Desmidiales; Closteriaceae.
AUGGCUGACACCGAAACCCUACCGGUUGGUAAACGGAAAGCGGACCAGCCAGGCGGCGUGUCAGCCGAGAAUGGCGCUGCUGACGGCGACGAUGCAGAUCGCGCGGGGAAGCGGAGGCGGUGGGACAGCGGUGCAGAUGGGGUGCAGAGCGGUGCCGAUGGCGGACAGAAACCCGCGGAGGGUGGCGGAACGGGGGGUUCCGCUCCCGCCGCUGGCGGAAAGAAGGUCCCGAGCGUCUCGCUGGAUGCUCUGGCCAAGGCGAAGAAGGCCCUGCAGAUGCACAAGGAGCUCAAAGAAAAGCUCAAGAAGCUUCCUCAGCUGAGCAAAGCAGCGCCACCCGCAGCCGCGGUAGUCCCCACUGCAACAGCAGCCGCCGCUGCAGCCGCAGCAGCAGCAGCAGCCGCAGCAGCAGCAGCAAAAGGGCUACCAGCGCCUGUGCCCGUGGUGGUGCCGGUGGCUGUCCCUGGCGUUGGAAUCGUGCCCGUAGUCCCGGGCGUUGCUGCUCCUCCUGGUGCCACCAUUCCAGGAACCAUUCUUACUCCAGAUUUAGCUGCGGCAGCGGCGGCGGCGGGGGGCAGCAGCAAGGUGACGCGGGCGCCAGUGCUGCGGUUGGAUGCGAUGGGGAGGGAGAUAGACGAGCAUGGCAAUGUGGUGGAGCGGCCCAAGAUCGCCCCCGUCAGCACUCUCAAGGUGAACAUCAACAAGGCGAAGAAGGAGGCGUUCAAGAUCCUGCGCCCGGAGCUGGAGGAGGACCCUCAGGACAGCCCCUUCUUUGACCCGCGCAUGGCCAGCGAGCGCCUGAAGCUGGUGCGGCCGCGCAAGGCGUCCUUCCAGUUCGUGGAGGAGGGCACCUUCGCCAGGCAGGCCGAGACCAUGCGCAUGCGGGUGCAGUUUGGCAUGGCGAGGCAGAUGGAGAUGGCGGCGCGGCAGAGGGCCAAGGAGAGGGAGGCGGCGGAGGGGGGGGAGAACCCCAACCUCGUGGAGGUGGGGCAGCGCCCCGUGGCCCCCUCGGAGAAGCCCAAGCCGCCCAUUCCCGACGUCGAGUGGUGGGACGCGCUCAUUCUGGCCUCUAAUCAGUACCCUGAGGAGAGCUCUGCCGUGCCAGCAGCUCUCAAGGCGUCCAAGAUCACCAUGUACGUCGAACACCCCGUGCCCAUCGAGCCGCCUGCCGAAGCCCCACCGCCGCCGCCGCAGCCGCUGCGGCUGACCAAGGGCGAGCAGAAGAAGCUGCGGACGCAGCGGCGCGUGGCGCGGGAGAAGGAGCGGCAGGAGAUGGUGCGGCAGGGCCUGCUGGAGCCUCCCAAGCCCAAGGUCAAGAUGAGCAACCUCAUGCGGGUCAUGGCUGCUGAAGCCACACAGGACCCCACGAAGAUGGAGAAGGAGGUGCGUGCUGCGGCGGCAGAGAGAGAGCAGGCUCAUGUGGACCGGAAUCUUGCGAGGAAACUGACCCCGGCGGAGCGGAGGGAGAAGAAGGAGAGGAAGCUGUUUGAGGAGACGCUAGGGGGAGGGGUGGGCGGUGGGGGUGAGACGCACGUGGCGGUGUUUAAAGUGCGGCAUCUGCUGCACCCGCAGACGCGGUUCAAGGUGGAUGUGAACGCGCAGGAGAAUCGGCUCACUGGGUGUGCGUUACUGGCGGAUUCGUUUGUGUUGGUGGUGGUGGAAGGCGUGAGCAAGUCGGUUAAGAGGUACUUGAAGCUGAUGAUGAGGAGGAUUCACUGGGCCGAUGCUGUGGCUCCUGGUGCGGCUGGGGAGGAGGAUGAGGGAAUGGGUGAAGGUGGGUUGAAAAAGGAGAACAAGUGUGAGUUGGUGUGGCAGGGUACGGUGGCCCGAGCCGCGUUUGAGAAAUUUACAGUGGAGCAGUGUCGCUCAAGUGCGGCUGCCAGGAAGUUUCUGGAGGAUCGCAAGCCGUCGUACGACGACAGGGGGCCAGAGCGCGCCAGACGCCCGCGAGGAGAUCGCGACAGAGCCAGAGGGGGGCCCAAGGACGAGGGGGAGGGGAGCGAGGAGGACGAGGAGGACGACGAGGAAGGCGGGGAGAGGGGCGUCGAGCGUGACAGGCCAAGGGACCGCGACCGCGUGAGCCGCGAGAGGCGGCAUUCGGAUCGCGGCAGAGGAAGCGGGGACAGGGACAGAGAUCGCGACGACCGCGAGUAUCGCGACAGGGACCGAGGCCAUCGCAGGGACAGAGACCGAGACUAUCGCCACCGGGACCGCGACCGCGACCGCGACAGGCGCAGCAGGCGUCGCGAUCGCUCUCGAUCACGUUCCCGUUCGUACUCGAGAUCGCGCUCUCGCUCCCGCUCCCGAGACAGGGAUAGACGCAGGCGCGCCAGCGGGUUCGACAUGGGCCCUGGUCCUUCUCUUGCAUCCGUGCCCGGGCUAGCAGGCCUGCUUUCUGGAGCUGGGGGAGCAGCGCCGGCAGCAGCACCAGCGCCAGCGGCACCAGCGCCGGCUGCUGCGCCUUCUGUGGGAACGCUGCCUCUCACGGGCGUCGCUGGCGCCAUGGCAGCGGGAUUCGCGGGGCUGCCAGGCAUGCAGGCAGUGCCCGGAUCCAUGUUCCCCAACAUGUUCCCCUUCGCUGCCGCCGCUGCCCAGGGAGGCAUGCCAACGCAAGCCACUCGCCACGCCCGCCGGGUGUACGUGGGCGGCCUCCCGCCCAUGGCAAACGAACAGAGCGUGGCGGCGUUCUUCAACAACGCCAUGGCGCUCGUCAAUGGCAACACCGCUGGACCAGGCGACUGUGUGGUGUACGUGUACAUCAACCAGGAGAAGAAGUUUGCGUUUGUGGAGAUGCGCACAGUGGAGGAGGCCAGCAACGCCAUGGCCCUCGAUGGCAUCAACUUCGAGGGAGUGUCAGUGAGGGUGCGGCGGCCCAGUGACUACAACCCGUCAAUGGCCGCCACCCUCGGCCCCACGCAGCCCAGCCCCAACCUCAACCUCGCUGCCGUCGGCCUCACUGCCGGUGGCUCGGGUGGAGCGGAUGGUCCAGAUCGCAUCUUCGUGGGUGGGCUGCCGUACUACCUCACAGAGGAGCAGAUCCGCGAGCUGCUCUCUUCCUUUGGGCCUCUACGGGCGUUUGAUCUGGUGAAGGAUAGGGACACGGGAAACAGCAAGGGGUACGGCUUCUGUGUGUACCAGGACCCCAGUGUCACGGACAUCGCCUGCAUGGCGCUGAACGGCAUGAAGAUGGGCGACAAGACUCUCACCGUGCGCCGCGCCACUGCCAGUGGUCAAGCCAAGCCCGAGCAAGCCAAUGUGUUGGCGCAGGCUCAGCAGCAAAUCGCCCUGUCGCGCAUGGCUCUGACAGGUGCCAACACAGUGGGGCUGGGCGCUACUGCACUGCCGGGUGCUCCUGUGGACAUCCCCACCAAAGUCAUCUGCCUCUCGCAGGUGGUGUCACCGGACGAGCUCACCAACGACGAGGACUACGAUGAGAUCAUGGAGGACAUGCGAGAGGAGUGCGCCAAAUACGGUUCACUUGUGAAUGUGGUAAUUCCUCGGCCACCAGCACCAGGCGCAACAGCUCCUGGGGUGGGCAAGGUGUUUGUGGAGUAUGGUGACACAGCAGGCGCCCUCAAGGCCAAGGCAGCCCUGCAUGGGCGCAAGUUCGGAGGCAACGCAGUGGUGGCCAUCUUCUAUCCCGAGGAUGCAUACGCGCGUGCCGACUACUCCAAGGUCUAA